AUGCUUAAAGAAGAAAAGCAAAAAACCAUGGAUAAAGUGGCAAGGAACUACUACGACAUGCUGUAUUCUCAGCAUAAUCAACUUCAACGGUAUGAACACUAUAAUUAUAAACUACAUACUGUAAAUAUCAAAUUUCAGUGUGAACAAAAAGAACAUUAUGGCAAACAUCCGAUACAUUCACAUGUUUUAUAAACAUGGAAAUAGUCGUUCGUCCUGAUAUUAUGUGUGGGUCAUUGAAGUUGUGAGAUAAGGCCAUUCAGAAAUACAUAAACCCAGGUUUAGCGCUAACCGAACUUCCAAGCUUUGAACAACAAUCCUGGAUGUUAAAAACUCGCAUCACUACAGUAUAUACACGAGUGCAAUGUGCAUCCAACACAGAAACACCCUGUUACAGUACGUCGCAGUGUAAAAAAACUCUCUUCCUCUUAUUUUUCAUUGCAGAGAAGAGAGGGAAAAAUACUAUCACCAUCGUCAGGAAGCGAAAUCAAAACCCGAGAAGAUCGCUUGUGUGAUAAUUGAUGGUAUGGAUCAAAUGAAAUUAUUAAUUCCUAAAAUGCUCAAUCAAGCCAAAGCAUACGCAAGUGCUUGGAGACUGAAAACACAUCUUACAGGUAAUUAUGACUUUUGGUUUUUCGCUGGAAUUUUCCGGGCAUUGCCCUGGGUCUUCAUCAGGGUUAAUAGUAUUGUUUGCAAAGAUGAAGAUUUGGGUUUGGAUAUCUAAUAUUUUGUCAAAUAUACAGAGGGUGCAUUUGCAGAGCAAAAACCAUGCUAUAAAGCGAUGAUAAACCUGUAUUUCUAGGCCUGUCUUUGCCUCAUUCGGUAAUAUAGAUUGGCUGGUUGAACUAGUCAGCCAACUAGUGAUUAGAAAACUAGAAAACAGCCUGUCAAUGCCAGACCUAAGGCUUUUAAUGUAAACACAGUUUAUAUGCAAAAGUUUAACUAUAGCAUCGUGAACUUAUAUCUAAUAUCCUACAGGUGUUAUCAAUCAUGGCAGAGAAGCUCUUGGCUAUUUCGAUCUCAACCAGUGGCCGCAUGACAGUAACCUUACUUUAAAUGUUUUGUUGCAUGUUAUUUUGAGAAUGAACCCAAUCCCGGAUAAACUUUAUCUUCAAAUGGACAACUGCUGGAGGGAGAAUAAAAAUUAAUUUGUCCUUACGUUUCUUGGUGUUCUAGUUCAGUUGGACAUCUUUAAAAAAGUGCUGCUUUUUGUUGAAAAAAAUUGCAUUUAGACCGAGAUUCUUUAAGAACAUACAUGGAAUAUAAUUUGAUAUAUACAUGGAAUAUAUACUGAUAAUUGUUUUAUCACGAUAGGUUAAGAUCAAUUUUCUAAUGAAGGGGCACACUCAUGAAGACUGCGAUCAGUUAUUCAGUCGCUAUGGUACAAAACUUUCCAGCAAUAAUGUUGUAACCGUAGAAGGUAUGUGUAUUGAAUGUAUGUUUUGACGGCGUUAGGUGUGUUAUGACUAUAAUAUCUUUUUAGCCUUACCAAUUCAGGAUUUUUUGUUAUCUAGACAUGAUGACCAUGUUUGAGGAAUCGUACAGCCCUUCACCGAUUGCAUGCUUAUUGAACCAGAUGUUUGAUAUAAGGGAAUGGCUGACACCAGUGAAUGCCCAAUUGCACAAUAUAUCUAACCCUCAUGUUUUUGUAAUUGAAAAGAAUACAGCGAACAUUGUUGUGCUAAGGUAUAAGAAUUGGAGCAGAGAUCUCGAGUGGAAACCACAUAAUGAUCCAGCCAACGGAAUUCCUAUCCUUACCCCGGUAUGUCGUUUACGAAAUAAUGUAACUCAUUCUUAUUACGGGUCUGCAUUAAGAAAAACAGUCGUUUUGUUUGCAUUGUUUGAUUUGUCAAAGCAUGCAAGAGCACAACCUUAGCUAUAUGGAACCUCGCUUUUGUAAUUCACAUACUUUGUCUAGAGCUACAGGUCAUUUACGGAAGCAAGGCCCUAUAGUCACGGGCCUCACGGCUGAAUACUUUCCGGAAGAAUGUACUGCUGAUAGUACUAUAAUUUGUAUUUUUACCCUGUUUUAUCCGAUUCUUCAGUACACUAUAUAAAACGAUUUUCCAAGGAAUAUAUUUGUAUUGUGUCAGGGAAGAUUUUGCUGACUGCGAACUUCGUUUUUUGUAAUUUAGAAUGUGGAUGUACCAAUUACAGUUCCCAACCUCGUGCCGUCAUCGCCUGACAAAGUCGAUUUGCAACGUUUGGAACGAGACAUCCCCAAGUUUCUGGAUAAUUCCAGGGUAAUAACACAGGAGCAGCGUGAGUGGUGGCACCGCUGGUUUUCGAAUUCACAAAAGGUCUACGGACCAGCGCCACCUAAACCUAAUACAUGGUUACUGAAUGAGUUGAAGCAGAAGAAAGCCAACUGCAUCAUCACCAAUGACCAGGAGACAAGAGAUGAAGAAGACGGAAACGAAAUUCCAUCAGGUGUUCCUGAUGAUGUGCCGAAGAUUGUGGCAGCUCAAUGUGGAGAAAUUCCAGAGGUAUAUAAAAUGUAGAAAAUUUAAAUUAACCCAAAACGGAAGAAUCGUGUUGUAUUCUUCCUAUAAUUAACUCGGCUAUUUUUUUAUAUUUUAGGUCUAUGUUGGAUCAUACCGCAAAAGAACAACAGUUACUACUGUAGACAAUGUAUGGGACCAUGUUCUCGUCGAGUCGCUUGUUGCGGUUAACCUGGAAAACUACAAUAAAGUUCCUGUCAUUGGGAAAGUUUUGGAAAAAAAGGACAAUGAAUUUACAAUUCAUUAUUGGAAGGGUUCGUGGAACAAAAAAUGGGAACCAUGGCUUCACAGUGAACGACCUUGGACAGAUGUACUUCCAAAAGAAUGUGUUUACCUGGCUGCUUUUACUCUUAAUGAAGGUGACAAACUUUCUGCGGACACAAAAAGGCAAAUGAAAUCGUUUUUGAAUGGUGGACAAAACCAGUAA
This is a messenger RNA of Paramuricea clavata, 2925 nucleotides long. NCBI's taxonomy places the organism in Eukaryota, Metazoa, Cnidaria, Anthozoa, Malacalcyonacea, Plexauridae. The record is from the annotation of a GenBank genome assembly.